This is a messenger RNA of Lactuca sativa (garden lettuce), 1893 nucleotides long. NCBI's taxonomy places the organism in Eukaryota, Viridiplantae, Streptophyta, Magnoliopsida, Asterales, Asteraceae. The record is from RefSeq and is a predicted model, not a curated record.
AUGUCUUCCUUCUCCCUCCUUACUCUCUUUAAUCUCCGGCACAGUAAACACCAGUUUCCUGAUGUCGUCGCUACCUCCACCCUCUUGAUGCCGUCAUUACCUCUGUUGGUGCUCCUCUACCAUCCCGCUUCUACCUUAAGUCGAAAUGAGAAACUGGUGGUUACGGUGUCCGAAAUUGGGGGAGGAGGAGGGUUGCUCUUGAAUAUUCCUGAUUAUGUUUUUUUUUCCUUUUCUUUUUUUCUUAUUGAAGAUGGCGAUCAAGAGGGGGUAUCAAGUUUUGGCGUCCAUAGAAACAGAGGUGGUGGUGGAUCUCGUUUUCCAGUGUUCACCCUUUUGUUAAUUUUAGUUCUUGCUCCCAUGGUGUUCUUCGUUGGACGUGAGAUUUAUUCGGCUGAUUCAAUUGAUCAAAAUGAUUCCUCGAUUAAAAUGCAUGAUGUAGAUUGGAGAACCAAACUUGCUUUGCAACACAUCAAAUCUCUUCUCUCAACUGAGGUUAUUGAUUUCAUCAAGGCCAACAGAGAUGACUUGGGACCCUUGAGUCUUGAUUCUUUUCGUAAACAAAACUUUUCAGCUUCUUGGAAGUUUUCAGGACAAGAAAAUGUGAUUGAUAUUAGUUUAAGUUCUUCUGACAUAAUGUGGCAACUAAUAACCAAGAAAACCCCAAAAGGCAAACAAGAUAAUGAUCAUUCUCAAUACGUGGAGACACCCACAAAGCUAGCUAGAAGGAAACCGAGAGACAAAAGACGUGAAACACGAGCAACUGGUUUAAUGAAAGAAGAUGAAGAUGUAAGUAUAAAGCUUGAAAAUGCAGCCAUUGAAAAAUCCAAAUCGGUUGAUUCUACUGUUUUGGGGAAGUAUAGUAUAUGGAGGAAAGAGGUUGAUAAUAAGAACAUAGAUACACCUGUUUGUUUGAUUAGAGAUCAAAUCAUCAUGGCUAGGGUUUAUCUAAGCAUUGCAACUAUGAAAAACAAGACAAACAUGGCUCAUGAGCUACAAAUCCGACUUAAAGAAAGUCAACGUGCUUUAGGAGGUGCAACAACUGAUAUUGAUCUUAAUCAAAGUGCCCCAGAGAAAAUAAAAGAUAUGGGACAAUUGUUGUCAAAAGCUAGAGAUCAACUUUAUUAUUGCAAAUUACUUAUAGGGAAGUUAAGAGCUAUGCUUCAAUCUGCAGAUGAACAAGUUCGUAGCUUGAAAAAGCAAAGCACUUUUUUAAGCCAAUUAGCAGCUAAAACAAUUCCAAAUGGAAUUCAUUGCUUAUCAAUGCGUUUAAAAAUUGAGUAUUAUCUUCUUUCACCAGAAAAAAGAAAUUUUCCAAGAAUUCAGAAUCUUAAAAAUCCAAGUCUAUAUCAUUAUGCUCUUUUCUUUGAUAAUGUAUUGGUUGCAUCCGUUGUUGUCAAGUCUACAAUCAUGAAUGCUAAAAGUAAUGGAUCUUUGAAGAAGUUAAAGCUUUACCAGCUGUUUGAUGAGCUUCAAGGUCAUGAAUCAAAUGUUGCACAAACUUUAAGAGAAUUCUCAGGAGGUCCUAUUGCUCUUGUUAGUUCUUUCGAUCCUCAUGUAUCGAACCCCUCUGCUUCGGACCCGUUCAAAUCUGUUAUCCCAACCAUUCCACCUAUCCAACCCUCUCCACCAACUUUACCUGCUUCUGCUAGUUCCAACUAUCAGUUUGAUGGAGACCUCGACCCUGAAGCAAUGGACUCCGAACUACGCUUUCAACAAGAAUUUUCUUUACUUUCCAUGAAAUAUAAGCGUCCCUUCAACCCACUUACAAACUAUAUCACAAUUGUUUCCAAUAUCCUCAUCAAAGUAAUCCCUAAUGAUUUUCCAAACCUUCGGAAAAUCCACCUGCUUAUAAACACACAUCUCUACACCAAAUCAUACCUCGGAAUCCCAUGA